Striga asiatica is the source of this 1645-nucleotide messenger RNA. The record is from the annotation of a GenBank genome assembly. Lineage: Eukaryota; Viridiplantae; Streptophyta; Magnoliopsida; Lamiales; Orobanchaceae.
AAUUUUUUUUUUCUCCUUUUUCGAAUUUUUUUGCGCCGACCCACUUGUUUUUGCUUGUGUUGAUUUUCACCAAAUUGCCUUUCAAUGGCCAUCUGCAGCACUCAUCUCCUUACCGUGUCAGGCCUGUGUAACUGACAUAACCGCUCGCCCGUUCUGUAGCAUCAUCAUUUCAUUACGCACGCGCGAACAAUUUUCUUCGCUUAGCUACCUCAAAAAGUUUCACGCCAUCAGCUUUUCCCCUUCAAAAUGAAAAAAUAGACUUCCUUUGGACCGCCCAAAUCAAGAAGACGAUUCUUCUGCUUUCUGCGUCAACCCUCACUCCUCUCUCUUCUUUUGUUCGUGCUUUUCUCUUUAUUCUUUUUAAAGAGAUAUUGAUUUGGGUUUUACAUUAAGUGUAUUUUCCCAAAAAAUGGCCCUGCAACAUUUUCAAAUUGCAGGGGAGAUAUUAAUUAUUUUUCUUAUUCUUAUUUGGAACGCUGUAAUUCAAAUUGGCGGUGAAAUUCCGACGACCCUUGAGGGGCCGUUUAUUCCGGUAACUGUGCCGUUGGAUAAAAGUUUCAGGGGACAUGCAAUUGAUUUGCCCGAUAACGAUCCCAGAGUCCAAAGAAACGUUACAGGUUAUGGGCCUGAGCAAAUUUCAGUUUCCCUAUCCUCCACUUAUGAUUCAGUCUGGAUUUCUUGGAUUACAGGGGAGUUUCAAAUUGGCAAUAACAUAAAACCAUUGAGCCCGAAAACUGUUGCAAGUGUGGUUCACUAUGGAAAGUUGACAUAUCCUAUGACUCUCGAAGCCAAGGGGCAAUCGCUCGUUUACAGUCAACUAUACCCUUUUGAGGGCCUCCAGAAUUAUACUUCUGGGAUUAUUCAUCAUGUCCUUCUUACAGGUCUUGAGCCGAACACAUCAUAUCAGUAUAUGUGUGGGGACCCAUCAAUACCUGCAAUGAGUGGGAUUUAUCAUUUCAAAACAAUGCCGGCUUCUUGUCCUAAAAGCUACCCAAGUCGUAUAGCCGUUAUGGGAGAUUUGGGCCUUACAUACAACUCUACUUCCACAGUCGAUCAUUUGGUGAGCAAUAACCCGGAUCUUAUUUUGUUGGUUGGGGACGUGAGCUAUGCUAACAUGUACCUCACAAACGGGACUGGCUCUGAUUGCUACUAUUGCUCGUUUGCGGAUACUCCUAUACAUGAAACCUAUCAACCACGUUGGGAUUAUUGGGGAAGGUUUAUGCAGCAAGUAAUAUCUAAAAUUCCAAUAAUGAUGGUGCAAGGGAACCAUGACAUAGAAGAACAGGUUGAAAAUAAAACUUUUGCUUCCUACAGUUCUCGAUUUGCAUUUCCAUCAAAUGAAAGCGGAUCUUCUUCUCCAUUCUAUUAUUCUUUUAAUGCGGGUGGGAUACAUUUUAUAGUCCUAGGCGGAUAUGUUGCCUACAAUAAAUCAGACGAUCAAUACAAAUGGCUGCAAAAGGAUCUGGCGAAAGUUGAUCGAGAAGUGACUCCAUGGUUAGUUGCCACAUGGCACCCGCCUUGGUACACCACUUUCACGGCACACUACAGAGAGGCUGAAUGUAUGAAAGUAGCUAUGGAGGAUUUACUUUACAAGAAUGGUGUGGAUAUAGUCUUCAACGGACACGUAAGACUUGUAUAUAAAUGA